Molecule: messenger RNA, 3903 nt
Organism: Salvelinus fontinalis (brook trout)
Lineage: Eukaryota; Metazoa; Chordata; Actinopteri; Salmoniformes; Salmonidae
Product: fragile X messenger ribonucleoprotein 1 homolog A-like
Exons: 15
Coding region: 266-2029 (587 amino acids)
Biological process (GO): regulation of alternative mRNA splicing, via spliceosome; regulation of mRNA stability; negative regulation of translation
Cellular component (GO): axon; postsynaptic density; dendritic spine neck
Molecular function (GO): mRNA 3'-UTR binding; translation regulator activity; protein homodimerization activity
Source: RefSeq, a predicted model, not a curated record
ACGUGACGAGGGAAAGGGAGGCUCUUAUGUUUACAUCAAUGCGUGCAUUGCAAGAGCGGUUUACUGUGUAUUCUAGCGUCAUUUAAAAGUUUCGCUUUCAUUUCUUUAGAAAUCUUCAACUGCAACUUUGCAAAUCGAAAUAUUAAAGAGAUACAACAGGGAAACGACGUUACCGGGGGAUCCUGGACCAGAGCUUUGCACGCACCCAGUGUUUUUAGCAAACCAGCUAAGUUAGCAUUACAUUAGCUAGCUUAGCAUAGGCGUCAUGGACGAGCUAGCGGUUGAAGUCAGGGGGACGAGUAGAGCUUUUUACAAGGCCUAUUUGAAGGAUGUUCAUGAAAGUUCUGUCACUGUCUCCUUUGAAAACAAUUGGCAGCCAGAACGUCAAAUUCCCUUCCAUGAUGUUCGAUUUCCUCCACCCACAGGUUUUCAGAAAGAGAUAAACGAGAGUGAUGAAGUUGAGGUAUGUGCUGUUUAUUCUAGGGCCAAUGACAAAGAACCAUGUGGCUGGUGGCUGGCGACAGUUCGGAUGGUGAAGGGUGAGUUUUAUGUCAUAGAGUAUACCGCUUGUGAUGCCACGCUAAAUGAAAUAGUCACAUUAGAGAGGUUACGACCUGUGAAUCCAAACAAGCCAGCUACAAAAAACUCCUUCCUGAAAAUUCAUCUGGAUGUCCCAGAGGACUUGCGGCAAAUGUGUUUAAAAGACUCGCAUAAAGAUUUUAAGAAGGCUUUGGGAGCAUUCAAUGUCACUUAUGACUCAGACAAAAAGCAGCUUGUUAUUCUGUCCGUGAAUGAGGUUACAUCCAAAAGGGUGCAGAUGCUGAGCGACAUGCAUUUCCGGAGCCUGCGCACCAAGCUGUCCCUAAUGCAGAGGAAUGAGGAGGCUAGCCGCCAACUGGAAAGCUCUCGGCAGCUGGCGUCCAGGUUCCAUGAACAGUUUGUGGUCCGGGAUGAUCUGAUGGGGCUGGCCAUUGGGACCCACGGUGCCAACAUCCAGCAGGCCAGGAAAGUACCUGGGGUCACCACCAUAGACCUGGAUGAAGAGACCUGCACCUUCCACAUCUAUGGAGAGGACCAAGAGGCUGUCCGCAAGGCUAGGAGCUUCUUGGAGUUUUCUGAAGAUGUCAUCAAAGUACCAAGGAAUUUAGUGGGGAAAGUCAUUGGGAAAAAUGGGAAGCUGAUCCAAGAAGUGGUGGAUAAAUCUGGUGUUGUUAGAGUUCGGAUUGAGGCAGAGAACAACAAGAAGCCACCUCCAUUGGACGAGGGCAUGGUGCCGUUUGUCUUUGUGGGUACAAAGGAGAGCAUCUCCAAUGCUAAAGUACUGUUGGACUAUCAUCUCAACUAUCUGAAGGAAGUGGACCAGCUCCGUAUGGAGCGACUGCAGAUAGACGAGCAGCUGAGGCAGAUUGGAGGAGGGGGCCCCAGGGGGGGCCCAGGGACUGGACGGCCUGACAACAAGACCUUCAUCGUAGACAACGGCGGCCUGGGGAUGAUGGGCAUGGGCUCCCAGAGAGGAGGGAAGCCAUUCGUCAGGGGAGGAGGGCGUGGCCGACGCGGUGGUCCCUCUUUAGCCUCAGGCACCAACUCUGAGGCUUCCAAUGCCUCUGAGACUGAGUCGGACCACAAGGACGAGCUGAGUGACUGGUCUCUGGCCCCCACUGAUGAGCUGACUGGGGGCUUCCCCAAACGACCCGAUACACGCAAGAGAGGAGGGCCUCGCGGGCGGGGAGGGAGAGGAAGAGGAGGAGGCUUCAAAGUAGCUGAAGACAUCCAGUGGACUGAGUCACGCUCACGGAAUACCAGAGACCCUAAGCUGAGGCCUCUGGAAGAUUCUUUGCAGAUCAGAGUGGACGGUAACAAUGAGAGGAGUGUUCAUGCUGCAGCCAGAGGCCCCGCAGGUGAUGGACCCGGCCCUGGAGCCAACCGACAGAGACCCAUAAAAGAGCGACCUAUCAAGAAGGAUAACCAGGAAAGCCCUGGUGGUGAAGCCACCGCCAUAAGCCUGGCGAUGGUGAACGGGGUGUCAUAGACGCGGCCGACUGAAGGCACCCUCAUCUCUCUCACCACACCAUCAAUCCAGAAGCUUCUUCAUUAGAGACACGUUAGGCCAAAGAGGAGCAGGUCAGGGCUAAAAUGAAGCACACUUUGGAUAAACCAACUCCAGCGGCAGGUGGAUGGGGUGUUGGGUGGGUUACUGUGUACAGGGAAGGAGCCAUCUAGGGUUUUAGGGGUUAACAGGAGAAGGCAAACGGCGACUGCAGUCUUUUUCUAAUUGACAUUGUUGACAACUACCUAUCAGAUGAUUUAAAAGCUGUGGAAAGAAAAUGUGUUUAAAACAAAGAGGGGCCAACCUGAUGAAUCUGUAUUUCUUAAAGGAUCUGGUUUUCUAUCGCUUGUUCAUGUACUAGCCUUUUCUCCGGAUAGAGGGUUGGAUUGUUUGGUCCUUCCUGCCUUCUCUCUCUCAUGGCAUGUGUUUAUGGAGCCCUGUGUCACAGUGGAAUAUAGAACUCAUUAUCAUGUGAGGUCACAGCUGCAUCAUUAGCAACAAAAAAACAUAACAUAAAAAGAACCCCCUCCUGUCUGAUCUGUGCCUUUAUCUCCUGUGGAUAGUAUCACAAAUAGAAAUUGAAAUCAGGGAAGAAGACGACAUUGGGAAAACGGUAAUGGAUUUUACUUGUGUGUAGUGAACACACAGCUCACCAUCUAAAAAAUGAGAACUGUCUUUUUAACCUUGCAAUGCAUGUUCAUUAUUAUCAUAGGUUUCCACAUCGGGGAAGUCAGCAAUCUGAGUUGUCACUUUGUUUCUGUUUCCUUGUGCUGAAUAUUGCUUGAAUAGGGAUGAUGAUGAUUGACUUUUUCUAGCUAGUGAUAUAGCAUUUCUUUUUUGGAAAAAGGGGAACGACAAUGAACUCAAUAUCGAACUUUCCACGGGCACACUGGGUUUGUGUGGAUUUUGAUUCAAGGUCUCAGAUUAUUUUGUCAUUUCACACCAUGGCUACAUUUAAUGGAGACUACUAGUGUCAUUGUCUAGACACUGAACAGUAUCUUAUGACAGAAUCACUUCUAUGGACCUUUUAACAUGAACUAUGUCAAACUGGGGAGAGAUAUUGAGAACAUGGUCCUUUCACCAUGCAUUUACCAACAAUCACUUUCCUGUUGGUUUUUUAUUUCAUAGUGUCAAUGAAAAGAGUGGCACACCUCUCUCCAACCCUAACAUGUUGUUCAUAUGAUAUUGACAAUUGGUCAUUAGAUUGUAAAUUAUAAAGUGGGUAGCAUACUGUAUAUCUAAUUUGUUAAAAUAAUUUGAUAUUGUUUUGGAUUGAACUUCAAAUGUGCACUUAAUCAUUUUAUUUGUUAUCUGCAACUACUAAAUAAUAUGAACUAUAAUAAACUAUGUGAUAAGAUUUCUUCGGCAGGUGAAUCACAUGAAUGCUGUCAACAAUAUUACCAAGUUUAGAUACCCUAUAGCUAACUGAGUCUCCUGUACCUUCACCGUACAGAGGAUGAAGUUUAGUCCCAUGUUAUAACUGUUUGUCUUUUAUCGGAUCAGUGCUUGUGCAUUAAAACCUUAGUUUACAGUUGAUUCUUUAAAAAAAACUACUGUGAGGAUAUAGCUAGUGUCUUGUUUUAAUUUAUUUUGGGGUUUUCUUGUUUACUCUAAAUUGCAAUGUUGAAUGGUGUACAGGUAAUGGGCAUCAGUCAACAGCUGUCAGCCUCUUGUCUCGCUGUAAUUUUGCUCAUGUGAAAUUAACAAAAUAGUAUUUCAGCAGGCUAACAGCCACUGCUCUCCCCAGCGUUAACAGUCAACAAUUGAACUGGCCCAGUCUGACUAAGAUGAUGAAAUUACAUAGAUAGAUUUUAUUAUAUUAGUAUUUUGUACUAAUAGCAGCAAAAAAAUAAAAA